AUGUCGCAAGCAAAAACACUCAUCAGAGCUCUACUCAACAACUCCACCAAUCCAAAACUCGCAUGGCAACUCUUCCAACGCAUUUCUCCUUCCGAUCCCAACAUCUUCUUCCCAGCGCUUCCCACCAUAACUCACAUUCUCCUCCGCUCCAACAUGUUACCGGAAAUCGAUUCCCUGCACCAUUUUCUCGUCAAUCAACCCCUCGACGAAUCCCGACACCAAUCCUUGUACACAAUCGUCAAGCUCUUAGCCGAAUCGGGUCACGUCGAAAAGGCUGUUUCCCAGUUUCAGUUUCUCAGAACCCGUUUCCUAAAUCAUCCUCCCCUGACUUCGUUUUACAAUUUCCUGAUCAAGUCUUCAUUGGAAGGAGAAAAGAGUGAGAAUUUCCUUUCUUGGUUGUUCCAAGAUAUGAUAGUUUCUGGGGUGUCUCCGGAUACCUAUACUUUUAAUCUUUUGAUUGGCGGGUUAUGUCGGUUGGGUAGGUUAGAUGAUGCUAGGAAACUGUUUGAUAAAAUGCCCGAGAAAGGAUGUGAACCUAAUGUGUUCAGCUUUGGCAUUUUGAUCCGUGGAUAUUGUAAAGUUGGGCUUUCUGAUAAAGGUUUGGAGCUUUUGGAUUUGAUGAGGGAAAUGGGUGUUCCUCCGAACUUGGUUAUCUAUAAUACGUUGAUUUCGAGUUUCUGUAAAGAGGGAAAUAACGAGGAGGCUGAGAAAUUGGUCGAGCGGAUGAGGGAAGACGGUCUUUCUCCCAAUAUCGUUACGUUCAAUUCUCGGAUAUCAGCUCUUUGUAAGGCUGGUAAAAUUCUGGAGGCAUCCAGGAUUUUCAGGGACAUGCAAAUGGAUGAGGAAAAGGAGUUGCCCAGGCCUAAUUUAAUAACAGUUAACUUGAUGUUGGAUGGGUUCUGCAAGGAAGGAAUGCUGGAAGAUGCGAAGAUACUGAUUGAAUCAAUGAAGGGAAGUGAUAUCUUACCAAAUGUAGAGACCUAUAACAUAUGGUUACAUGGUUUGGUGAAGAAUGGGAAGAUAUUUGAUGCUCAGUUAGUUAUUAAGGAUAUGAUUGAUCAGAAUUUGGAACCAAAUACAUACUCGUAUAAUAUUCUUAUGGAUGGCCUGUGCAAGAAUGGUAUGCUUGCCGAUGCCAGGAUGUUGAUGGGUUUAAUGACAAGAAGUGGAAUCUCUCCAGACACAGUCACUUACAGUACUCUUCUCCAUGGGUACUGCUCUGAGGGCAAGGUAACCGAGGCAAAUAAUGUGUUACACGAGAUGAUAAAGAGAGGCUGCACUCCGAAUAAUUACACGUGGAAUAUUUUGCUGCACAGUCUAUGGAAACAAGGGAAAGCAUCAGAAGCAGAGAAGCUCCUGCAGAAGAUGAAUGAAGGAGGUCAUGAGAUGGAUAUUGUGAGCUGUAAUAUUGUUAUUGAUGGUUUAUGCAGAAGUGGGAAUGUAGACAAAGCAAUUGAAAUUGUGGACGAAAUGUGGAGUCAUGGAAGUGCUGCUUUUGGUAGCCUUGGGAAUUCAUUCAUUGGAUUAGUUGAUGGAGGGAAUAAUGGAAAGAAAUGCUUGCCUGACUUGUUCACGUAUUCAACUAUUAUUAAGGGGUUGUGCAGUGAAGGAAAACUAGAUGAAGCAAAGAAGAAGUUCAUUGAGAUGAUGAAAAGAAUCUCGUUUCCUGAUGCAGUUGUGUACAAUACUAUUCUCCACAACUUGUGUAAAAGGGGCAAGGUUUCGAUGGCAUUUCAGGUUUUGAAAGAUAUGGAGAAAAGAGGUUGCAAUAAGACUUUAGAAACAUAUAACUCUUUGAUUUUAGGCUUGAAAAGUAAAAAUCAAAUCUUUGAAAUGUUUGGACUCAUUAAUGAGAUGAAAGAAAAUGGCAUUGAUCCCAGUGUUUUUUGUUACAAUACUAUAAUGAGCUCUCUGUGUGAAGCUGGAAGAACUGAAGAAGCUACUUCUCUGUUGGAGGAAAUGUUACGGAACGAAGUAAACCCUAAUGUCAAUUCAUUUACAAUGUUGAUUAAAGCAUUUUGCAGGGUUGGUGAAUUUACACCCGCCAUGGAUGUAUUUGAUAUCGCCCUCCGUCUCUGUGGUCAACAAGAAGCUCUUUAUGCUGUGAUGUUUAAUGAGAUGCUGGCUGGAGGGGAAAUAUUGGAAGCAACAAAACUGUUCAAAGCUGCAAUGGACAGAUGUUAUGCUCUAAAGAACUUCCUAUGUAAAGAUUUGAUAGACAAAUUGUGUAAAGAUGAUAGAUUGGAAGAAGCUCUUGAUAUUCUAAAUGAGCUGGUAAAUAAAGGAUACGGGUUUGACCCUGCAUCAUUUAUGCCCGUAAUUGACGCCUUAAAGAAGUGCGGAAGGAAGCAUGAGUCUGAUGAACUAGCAGAGAGGAUGCUGAGUAUGGCUGCGGAACCCAUGGUGGUUGACAAGGUAUAUCUUAAUCGGGUUGGCAGGCAGUUGGCUCAUGGAAAACAUCGACAAUAUGCUGCAAGUGAAUGGAAUGCAAUUUUGCAAAGAGACGAUGGAAGUGCAACUGCACUGAAAACUUUGAAACGGGUACAAAAAGGAUGGGGUCAAGCAGGUUUAUUGAGUCUAGAGUCAAAGACCAAUGACACCUUUGACGAGUGGAAUACACUAUACUAA
This is a messenger RNA of Oldenlandia corymbosa var. corymbosa, 2628 nucleotides long. The record is from the annotation of a GenBank genome assembly. Lineage: Eukaryota; Viridiplantae; Streptophyta; Magnoliopsida; Gentianales; Rubiaceae.